CGCACAAUCAACCUGCGAAACGGCAACAGUGCACCGAUCAUUCUGAGUUCCAGCAGUGAUCGGGUUGCACGUUCCACUUCGUGCACCCUCUUUAUUUCCAGUUUUUUCACAUAAAAUCGGUGUUUUGUGUUCGCCAAUGGUUUUGUUUGUGUAUUCGUAGUGCUCCAAGAUGCCCACGACGCCCGAGUGCGACUACGACAUCGUCUCCAACGAGGGGCUGCUCUCCCUCCUCCGGAACGAGUCGAAGAAGAUCGUCAUUCUGGACUGCCGCAGCUCCAUCGAGUACGGCGAGUGCCACAUCCGAGACGCCGUCAAUUUUUCCAUUCCGUCGAUUAUGCUGCGCCGUUUGGCCGCCGGCAAGAUCGACCUCGCCUCCACCGUCAAGUGCAGGGAGUUGAAGCACAAGAUCUGCAGCACCUACAAGGAGAAUCUCUUCGUGCUCUACAACGAUCUCUCCGGAGUUCAACAACAUCAAGCCGACUCCGUUCUCAACGUUUUACUGCGAAGGCUGACGCAAGAUGGUUGCCGUGUCGUCUGUCUUAAAGAUGAGUUCCAAACAUUCCGAAAUUCGUAUCCGGAAUGGUGUGACAGUUGUUCCGAACUGUUGGACACUUCGGGAGGGACAAUGCCAUCGGCCGCCGGCCCUGACCCCCUGCCUCUCAUGGGGCUGCGCUCGCUUCGCAUUUCAGCCCCCCCGUUGCACAGACCUCAUCGAAGCUGCGACAGUUUGUCCUCCACUGCCAACAGCUCCACCGACAGUUCCGACACCGACGAUCGAUGUGACAGUUCAUUGGUUCUUUCAGGUUUGGAAGAUGAUAGAGAGUUUCCUGUCGAAAUUCUUCCGUACUUGUUUCUCGGCAAUGCUGCCAACAGUGAAGACAGUCAGUCUCUUGAACGACACGGCAUUCAGUACAUACUGAAUGUCACUCCUGACUUGCCUAAUGUUUUUGAAAAUGUCGGACAUUACAAGUACAUGCAAAUUCCCAUCACGGAUCAUUGGUCGCAGAACUUGGCGAGCCAUUUUCCAGAGGCUAUAGAAUUUAUAGACGAGGCUCGGUCCAACCAGAAGGGCAUCCUGGUGCACUGCCUCGCCGGCGUGUCCCGCUCCGUCACCAUCACCGUGGCAUACCUCAUGUACAAAUGCUCCCUGAACCUGAACGACGCCUUCAACGUGGUCCGCUCGCACAAGUCCAACAUCGCCCCCAACUUCCACUUCAUGGAGCAGUUGUACAACUUCGAGCGCGAGUUGAAGCUGAACGUGUCUUCCCAGAGCCCCGAGGCCCUCAUGGAGAAGGAGCAGAAGAGCCGCUCCAAAGGCGAGCAGACGCGGCAGCGCGGGGCUUGCCAGAACUGCGGACUUACAGAAAACUGUAAAUGUCGACAACACAUGGACUUUCUCAGUCCGUUGGCGCAGAUCGGGGUCAGUCCCGAUUCGGGGAUCGAGUUCGACCGGUGGGCCUCGAGCACGCCCAACGAAUGAGACAACAAGGGGGGGUCGCAGUGGCACUUUUAAGGUGGCGAGCGGGCCGCUGUCAUCCUCCCUUAGCAAUUCGUCGUGUCUUAUUCCUUAAAUGGCUACACUUUUAUUGCCAGUAUUAUUCAGCACAAAUUGGUUCAAAAAUUGUGUUACUUUGAGGAAUCGUUAUUUUUAUAUUAAAACAUUGUUGUGUUCUGUAAAUACAUGUUUAUUUUCUUAGAAAGACUGUUGGGCAGCCUGUAAAGAAACUUUUGUAUUUUAUACGACUACUUAAUACUGUUAAUUGCUAUUAAAGGGCACAAUUUCUGAUUGUUUACGAGAAUUACAAAUUGUACUGCAUAUCGAGAUGUAAUUUUAGAAUUAAAAGCUACGAAAUGUUUCCAUCCACAGAGUGGAUGUUUAAAUUUUUACACCUACAGUUUUGGUAUUAUUAAAAUGGCCUAAUGUUGAUUUUAAUAAUCUCAAACGUGCCAGGUGACGUGUUGUAGUCUCGCCCUGUAUAUGGAACAUUUUGUGAAAAAUUAGUGCCAUAUUUAUUUAUUUUUCCAUGCAUGUAGGAACAAUCUUGCCAUAAUUAGACACCCAAUCCGUGUUGGAUUACAAAAACAUUGUUAAGCUGUAUAUCGUUAUCCAAUAGAGAAAUUAUUGUACGAAUAAAUGUUAAAUGAAAUAUAUAUUUUCAUGACAUAGGUUAUAACAUAGAUUAACUCGGUAGUGAUUAUAUUAAAAGAAAGAAUCCAGUCAUUAGACAUAGGGACUAGACAUUUUUUCAACAACUUUGCCACUUGGCUCAGUCAUGGUUGAAAAUGUUUAACAUAGAAAUAUGCAAUGUUUAUUUACUGUUAGACAGUAAUACAAGCCCUAUAUAAUGAAUGUUUGUUAUUUUCUUAAUUUUAAACACGAAAAAGUUGGCAAAGCCGCCACCUUUCAGUUAUUACGUAAAUUGAUAAGUCAGUGUAUCGCUAUGUUUACCAUUGUUCUAUUAUAACAUUCCUAUUGAAUUUAACUUUGUAAUUAUUCUUAUGACAAAAACAUUUAUUCUUCCACUUGUCAGUGACAAAUCUUUACAGAAUUAUUAGUAGGUAAUAAUGUUCCAUAUUUUACUUAUUGAUGUUAUUUUAUAUGUGAAUAUUUAUUGUAUAUUAUUAAUCCAUGUUUCUUCACAACUUUUGGAUAAUAAAUUUUCAAUGUGA
Molecule: messenger RNA, 2670 nt
Organism: Tribolium madens (black flour beetle)
Lineage: Eukaryota; Metazoa; Arthropoda; Insecta; Coleoptera; Tenebrionidae
Gene: Mkp3
Product: dual specificity protein phosphatase Mpk3
Exons: 5
Coding region: 170-1480 (436 amino acids)
Biological process (GO): protein dephosphorylation; negative regulation of MAPK cascade
Cellular component (GO): cytoplasm; cytosol
Molecular function (GO): MAP kinase tyrosine/serine/threonine phosphatase activity; protein tyrosine/threonine phosphatase activity
Source: RefSeq, a predicted model, not a curated record